GCACUUCCGGAAAGACGAAUCAUAGUAGUUCAGCUUGACGUCGCUGUCAAAACUCCGAGCAAAUAUAAAAAGGCAAAACGUGAAGUUAUUGUUUUAUCUUAGCAGAAGGUGUCGAUCUAAAUGUUUGUCUAGAAGCAGUGUCGCCUUCGACAUGGUGGACGUGAAACAACCCAUUCCCGGUGGCGUACCUGGCGGUGAUGGCAAGGACAAGUUCAUGAAAAGUCAUCAAGUUGCCUUUUACAGACGUCAGAUGCAGGGACCCAAAAGGCAGUACCGAGCCCUCCUGGAGACGCUUGUGCUCACCGAAAAGGGAGCACGCUUGGAGUUGCUGGAACCGGACCUCCAGAGCAAGCUGCUCGUGUGCGUGUCGCCCUGCGAGAACGGCACGGUCCGGAUCGUUAUCGACGAACUGAAACCCAUCAAAGCGCGGUACAGGGUGCCGGACGUGCUCACCCGGGAGCCGCCGUGCGAAAAGGUGAGACUGGAGGAGCGGCGGCCCGAUUGCGUGACGCUCUCCUGGGCCUCGGGACUCCACCGGUGUCGGGUGCGGCGCCUCCCCUUCCGCCUGGAGCUCCUCUGCGAGGACCGAGCCGCGGUGACGUUCAACGCGCGGAGCAAACUGUGGUUCGAGGCCCUGCGGGAACGUCCCCGGGAGGCCGAGGCAGACGCCGACGAGUUGGCGGAGGAUAACCUGUGGCGGGAGACCUUCAGGGACUUUGUGGACAUCAAAGCCAACGGACCCAGCAGCAUUGGCGCCGACUUGCGUCUCCACGGAUUCCAAGACGUGUUCGGCCUGCCGGAACACGCCGACAGUCUCCGUCUGGUUGACACCAGGGAUGACGAACCUUACCGACUGUACAACCUGGACGUGUUCGCGUACGAGAUCCGCAGCCAUCUGGGCACGUACGGCAGCGUCCCGCUCUUGGUGGCCCACAAGCCGGACCGAACACUCGGAGUAUUUUGGCUCAACGCCUCUGACUCAUUUGUGCACAUCAACUACAGCCAGGAAGAAGACGGGCCUCUGCCGCACACAGACGUCCACUGGCUGUCCGAGAGCGGAGUGAUCGACUGCCUGGUUUUGCUAGGCCCGAGUCCGGCGGAGAUGUAUCGCCAGUACGCCCAGCUGACGGGGUUCCAGGCCCUCCCGCCUCUGUUCGCACUCGGGUACCACCAUUCGCGCUGGGAUGACGACACUCAAGAAGACGUGGCGGAGGUGGACGCCGGCUUCGACCGGCACCGCAUCCCGUACGAUGUCAUGUGGCUGGACAUUGAACACACGGACGGGAAGCGCUUCUUCACCUGGAACCCGAAGCUGUUUCCUGACCCAGCCGGCCUCCAACACCACCUGGAGGAGAAGAACAGGAAGUUGGUGGUUAUCGUCGAUCCCGCCGUCAUGAUCGAUCCCGGUUGGUCGCUGUACCACGAGGGGCGGGACGGAGGGCAUUUCGUCAAGGACAGAGAGGGGAAGAUAUUCGAGGGUACCAGCUGGGCGGGCAACUCUCAUUUCCCAGACUUCAGCAACCCUCACACCCGGGCCUGGUACGCCAAGUGCUUCGCCCUGGAUCGGUACAAGGGCUCGACGCCGUCUUUGCACGCGUGGGCCGACAUGAACGAGCCCACCGUGUUCUCCGGGCCCGAGUUGACGUUGCCGAAGGACGCGGUGCAAUAUGGGGGCUGGGAACAUCGCGAGUUGCACAACCUGUACGGUUUUUACCAGCAAAUGGCGGCGGUGGACGGCCUGCUGACGCGCUCCGGCGGCACCGAGAGACCUUUCGUCCUGUCUCGCGCCUUCUUCGCCGGGACCCAGAGACUAGGAGCGGUGUGGACCGGCGACAACCUCUCCACUUGGGAGUAUCUGAAGAUCUCCAUCCCGAUGUGUCUGUCCAUGUGCGUGACGGGAAUCUCGUUUUGCGGAGCCGACAUUGGGGGGUUCAUCCCGGAGCCGAGCCCCGAGUUGCUGGUCCGCUGGUACCAGGCCGCCUGCCUGCAGCCGUUCUUCCGGGGUCACUCGUCGAUGAACACGGCGCGCCGGGAGCCCUGGCUUUUCGAGGAAGAGGUGACCGACGCCAUCCGAAGUGUCAUCGCAGAGAGGUACCGCCUGCUGCCGUACUGGUACACUCUCUUCUACCGGGCUCACACCGACGGACUUCCCGUGCUCAGGCCUCUGUGGAUGGAAUUCCCUCAGGAGCGGAGCGUCUUCAGCGUGGACCACCAGUACAUGCUCGGAGAAGCGCUGAUGGCGUGUCCGGUCACAGAACCCGGCGUUACGGAACUCGACGUCCUGUUUCCCGAAGUGGAGCAGCUUUGGUAUGACGUCAAAUCAGCGGAGGUUCACCAAGGAGGCGGAACUACGAAGUUUCCGGUAACCUUAGAAACGAUUCCGGUGUUCCAGCGAGGCGGUACGAUGGUGUGCCGCACCGUAGCGGUCGGGACUUGUACCGCCGACAUGAAGACGAUGUCCCUCGCAAUCACGGUGGCUCUGGAUGCUCAGGGCGGCGCCAAAGGCGAGGUGUACCUGGACGACGGCCACAGCUUCGCGUACCGCGACAGGCGCGAGUUCUGCCUGCGCUCCUUCCGCAUGCUGGCGGGACGCCUGCGGUGCCGCGCCGGCGGCGAGGCGGGAAGCAACGGGCGCGGCGGCGCGGCCGUGCGCUCGGUGGACGUCUUGGGGGUGCGGGCGGAGCCGUCGGCGGUGCGGGUUCACGCGGCGCGGGGCGCCGAGGGCGUCGAGGUGGAGUUCGAGUACGACCCGGAGCGACGCGAGCUCAGCGUCGGCAACUUGGAGCUCGCCGUGGACGACGACUGGGACGUCCACAUAUGUUGACUUCCUGUCACAGCGCUCACUUGACUUGUAAGUUUUGCUUGAAGUAAAAAUCUGACAAAGAAUAAUAAUUAAAAAAAAAAAAAAACAUA
This is a messenger RNA of Syngnathoides biaculeatus (alligator pipefish), 2913 nucleotides long. RefSeq names its product glucosidase, alpha; neutral C (gene ganc). Bases 152 to 2824 code for a protein of 890 amino acids. Gene Ontology annotation, biological process: N-glycan processing; carbohydrate metabolic process. The record is from RefSeq and is a predicted model, not a curated record. Lineage: Eukaryota; Metazoa; Chordata; Actinopteri; Syngnathiformes; Syngnathidae. The transcript is spliced from 23 exons. Gene Ontology annotation, molecular function: alpha-1,4-glucosidase activity; carbohydrate binding.